AGUCGAGGAAGCUGCUAAGUUAGCAUGGCGGGCGCGGGCUUUUAUCACGCAACCUUUCGUGAUGGAGCCAGUGGUUGUAUUCAUAUUGGUUUGGGUUCAGAUAGAAGAGCUCCAUGCUUACAAACUUUUGGGAUAACCGAGUUUAUCAAUGCCAAAGUCCUGCAGGAGCGCGGCGCUUUGCUGACCAAGAAGAUUGAGAGGGGGCGCCAAUUGCUAGAGAGCGAGAAGGCCCGAACUGCUGCGUUGGAGGCCUCAGUAUCCGAUUGCAUCUAUGAGUACCUACCUUCUGCUUACUGGCAUUUAAUUGGUGUAGACUUGUUUUUUGCUGAUAUAGCUUGUUAUUGCUGUGAUGAAGCAGCCGAGGAGCAAUAUUGCGAGAUUCGUUGUUGUCUUAGCUUGGUUUGGAAGGAGGCCAGCAAUUAA
This is a messenger RNA of Triticum aestivum (bread wheat), 423 nucleotides long. RefSeq lists its product as uncharacterized. The record is from RefSeq and is a predicted model, not a curated record. The coding region runs from base 25 to 423 and encodes 132 amino acids. NCBI's taxonomy places the organism in Eukaryota, Viridiplantae, Streptophyta, Magnoliopsida, Poales, Poaceae. The transcript has 3 exons.